Molecule: messenger RNA, 2281 nt
Organism: Trifolium pratense (red clover)
Lineage: Eukaryota; Viridiplantae; Streptophyta; Magnoliopsida; Fabales; Fabaceae
Product: probable myosin-binding protein 5
Exons: 2
Coding region: 226-1722 (498 amino acids)
Molecular function (GO): myosin binding
Source: RefSeq, a predicted model, not a curated record
GCAAGAGAAACAUACAUAGAAGUUAAGGUUGUGAUCUCCCCCUCCUCCAAACAAGGUCAUGAUCUUUCCUUCUAUAUUAUAUUCUAUUAACAACUUCUCAAAUAAUUGCAUCAGCUUUUUCUUUAAUCUUAACCAACACAAUAGAUUGCAAAAUAUUUGGUUUUUUCCUUAUCCUUUGCAUUCUAAUUGUUGUUGGUUCUUAAAAGAUUAAAACAGAAAAACAACAUGGCGACUCGACCGAUUAUUAGUUUUGUUGAGCAAUACUUAGGAAAGUUUCCACAUUUUGUGUUAUGCAUGGUGCUUGAAUGGGUGAUGACAAUUUCAUUCUUCAUUGAUGGGUUUCUUACAUUUUUCACCACCGAGUUUGCAAGAUUCUUUGGUUUGGAUAUCCCGUGUUGGCUAUGCGCCAAAAUGAAUCAUGUCUUGGCUCACAAGACUCCUAUUUUUUAUUACAACCAUUCCAUGUGCGAAACUCAUAAGAAAGAUGUUUCGUAUUUGGCGUUUUGUCAUAAUCAUAAGAAGAUUUCUGAUAUAAGGAAGAUGUGUGAAGGAUGUUUGCUUUCAUUUGCAACGCAGAAGGAAUCGGAUUAUGAUACCUAUAAGUCUCUUGUAGAGGUUCUCAAUAGGAAUCUUGAGUGCUUUGUCGAUGAUGGCAAAAAUAUUCAAUUGAGAUUGAAGUAUGAAGGAGUCUUGCAGGUUGAGAAAGGCAAUACUCAGAUGUGUUCAUGUUGUGGAGCACCAUCGAAACUCAAGUCUUCUAUCCCAAAAUGCAAAAAUUCAGGUUCAUUUUUACAAGCUUCAUCGCAAGCUCAUCCAUUCGUCACUUCAAAAUAUGAGGAAUCCUGCGAUCUGGAUUCGCCUCAAAUCAUGUAUGCGAAAAAAGACUCAGAACUUCCACAGAAUGAGGAUGACAGCAACCUGAAAAAUCAGAAUAUUCAAUUAAAGGAAGAAGUAUCGAAAGGCACUUCUUUGCCUCUAUUGACAGAAUCCGGCGUAGAGUCCCCGAAAACACCGUCUUUGCCAUGGGGAAACAGGAUCGUGGGAGUCCCACGUACAGAUUCUCCAAACAACAGUCCAAGAUGGUCUUCUGGGGACAGCAAGAUAUCAUCUCUAGAUAAGUCGCAAUUUUCCUCCUCUGACUCUAUCAACGGGGAUUAUCAAAAUGAAGUAGCCAUUGCCGUCGUAAACAAUUUGAAGAAGCAAGUUCGUUUGGAUCGUAAGUCCCUCAAGGAUUUGUACACGGAGCUGGAUGAAGAGAGAAGUGCUUCAGCUGUUGCUGCUAACAAUGCAAUGGCCAUGAUCACGCGCUUACAGGAAGAGAAAGCGACUUUGCAGAUGGAUGCUUCACAGUAUCAAAGAAUGAUGGAAGACCAAAUAGAGUAUGAUGAAGAGGUCUUGCAAGAAACUAAUGAUUUGCUUAUCAAACUUGAGGAAGAAGUCAAAACUUUAGAUACUGAAUUGGAUAUUUACAGAAAUAAAUAUGGAUACUUAACAAGAGAUGAUAUUAUGGCUCAUGGUGGCAACGACGUUUCAACCAGGUCCGUUGAAGGUGAGGAUGAUGUGGAGAAAGACCUUGAUCUUGAUCAACCUGCUUCGCCACAGGUGGAUAAUGGAGGGGGAAAGAUCAAGGAGACACUAAAAGAUUUCAGAAUGGAAAGAACAUAUCUUCUUGGCCUAAAGAAAAUGGAAAACGGAACUCCCUUGACAGAGAAUGAAAUCUGAGACGGUAGUAUUGUAACGUUGUCCUUUAAGGUGAACAACGCAAGAACACCGUCGGAAUCUCUCUUAUUGAGUAUGCUCAAACUCACAUGAUUAGAACUAAGAUAGUUUGAUUUCAUUGAUUCAAGAAGCCAAAAGAAGUCUAGCUUGUGCUGAAGACUCGAAAGCGGGGAGUAAAAUUAUUUGAUCUCCCUGCUGUAAGAUAUUUGCAACCCUUGGGAUCAGAUGCCUUGGAAGUUUCAAGGCAUGUUAACAUCCCCAUUGCUAGGCUUGUUGUAUUCUUUGCUAGGAUAAUUUCGAUACUUGUGUAAAUUUUAUUUUUCUUUCCUUAUCGGUAUAUACUUCUUUCUUGCAUGGAAGCACUACUGAUACAACUGGUUCUGAUGUUUCACUAAGUUGCAAGUCAAAACCUCUCUUUUGUAAAAAACUAUAAAUUGAAUGAUGAGAUCUUACUACAACUGCAUAUUCUUGUGAAUGAAAACAGCUUUUAAUGAACAAUAAGACACAAACAUGUGAGACAUAUUUAUCUUUAUUCAAUCUGAUUCUUACAAAGUUACAAUGA